This is a messenger RNA of Phanerochaete carnosa HHB-10118-sp, 243 nucleotides long. RefSeq lists its product as uncharacterized. The transcript has 2 exons. Bases 1 to 243 code for a protein of 80 amino acids. The record is from RefSeq and is a predicted model, not a curated record. Lineage: Eukaryota; Fungi; Basidiomycota; Agaricomycetes; Polyporales; Phanerochaetaceae.
AUGACUCCGUCCGCCGAUUUCGCCGAGGGCCGGCCAAUCACAUCGCGGAUAGUCAUAAUGCCCAUUACGCACCCGUCCGACGGCUUCGGCUUCGGCACGCGGUGUCCAUGGUACUGCCCCUCCCCGGGGUCCCAUGGCGCAAGCCUCCGGAGUUCCUCACAGAACUCGGACCUUCGCCUUCUAGUCUCACCUCAGCAAUAUCACCUCGCCUCGCUUCGCUCGGCUCGGCUCCCCCAACCCUAA